Molecule: messenger RNA, 642 nt
Organism: Pedinophyceae sp. YPF-701
Lineage: Eukaryota; Viridiplantae; Chlorophyta; Pedinophyceae
Source: the annotation of a GenBank genome assembly
AUGCGCGUCCUGCCCGUGAGCGGCCGCGCGACGCAGGCCCGCACGGUGCCCGUCACCGCACCUCUUCGGACGCGCGUUGCCCGCGCCGGGACGGUCGUUCGCGCGUCUGACUCGCCGAGCGAGCCCGACCUGUCUGCGACAGAGAAGGACUCGACGCUGUCUGCGACAGAGAAGGACUCGACGCUCUCGAAGCUGACGGCUGCGAUCAACAAGAGCCCCAUCAACGCCGGGAAGAAGCUCCUCGCCGGGCUCCAGGCAGGCGACUACGACAAGGCGGCCGUGCGCGCGGAGAUCGAUGACGCCAUUGCACAGAACAAGGUCGUGGUCUUCAGCUGGUCGUUCUGCCCCUUCUGCGUCCGCGCGAAGCAGCUCCUGGACGACAUCGGGGCCAACUACAAGGCCAUCGAGCUCGACCAGUUCCCGGGCUCCAAGGGCGGCACGGGGAUCAUGUUCCAGCGCGGUUACAAGGGGAACGCACUCAGGGCGGAGCUGGCCGAGAUGACGGACCGCACGAGCAUGCCGAACGUGUUCAUCGGCGGCGUGUCGUACGGGGGGUGCAACGACGGCCCCGGGAUCGUCACGCUGCACGACGAGGGCCGCCUGGUGCCCAUGCUCAAGGAACUGGGCGCCAUCGCGGCGUGA